AUGGACAAAAGCUAUCUUCAUCAAGAGACUCUACUGCACAUUGAUGACUUUGAGCUACACGACUUUGAUGAAGAUCCUAACUUAGAUCAUUUGAUCAAUUUCAUUCAUUUGGAGAAGAAAGAUGCUACUUGUGACUUCAAUUCUGAGCUUAUCAACGAAGCAUUCAUUGAUAACUCGUUCUUGCCACACCCUGCAAUCCCAUAUGAUCAGUGCAAUAGUAAUGCUAUGAAUGUCUAUGAUUCAAAUUCUGCACCUAACUCCUCUUGUUUUGAUGGGGAAGCCAAAGGAGGAGGAGGUGAGGAAGAUGAUAUGGAGCACUCAUAUGCAACAACAAGCACAACAACAACAACACCUACUAAGUCAAAACCAAAAACUGACAGAUCCAAAACUCUGAUUUCUGAGAGGAGGAGAAGAGACAGAAUGAAGGAAAAGCUUUAUGCAUUGAGAUCUUUGGUUCCCUUCAUAACUAAGAUGGAUAAGGCCUCUAUAAUUGGAGAUGCUGUCUCAUAUAUGCACGAGCUUCAAGCACAAGCCAACAUGCUUAAGGCUGAGGUUGAAGCACUUGAAACUUCCUUACUGCUGUCUAAAAACUAUCAAGGAUCAGUUGAAAAUCCCAUGAAGGAUGAAUUUACCAAUAACAUCCUUUCAAUACGCAAGAAGAUAAUCCAGAUGGACAUGUUUCAAGUGGAUGCAAAAGGGUUUUAUGUGAAAAUAGUUUGCAACAAAGGAGAAGGGGUGGCUGCCUCAUUGUACAAAGCUCUAGAGUCUCUGACAGGCUUUCAUGUUCAGAAUUCAAACUUAUCCACAGUUGGUAACAGUUUUCAACUUACAUUUUCAUUGAAUGUGAAAAUCUCUGAGCCAGAAAUUAACCUGCACAACAUGAGGAUUUGGGUGUGUGAAGCUUUUGUGAAGCAAGGCUUUGAAUUCAUACCAUUUUUAAUGCUUGACUCUUUCAAUCUAUAAACUUUAAGCUGUAAUCAACUAAGGUUGCAGAGACAUAGAGCUAUUAUGACUAGUCAUGAAAAUCUAUAAUCUAUAAUCAAUGUGAUAAUAUAUCUAAGUGCUGGUUAGUGGUUAACUUUUUUUGAUACAUGGGUAGUGGCUAACUAUGAGCAUUGAUAUGUAACUAAUAAUUAAUUAUUUUGAGAUAAUAGCCCUAUCAAUUUUUAAGAACCAAUAUCAGUAGUAUGUGUGUGUACGCUUCUGUUUAUCAGUUCUUAAAACUGUAAUAUUAAUAAUGCUGCACCAGCACGUUGCAAACUUGAAUUAAAAUUGUUAUCCCAAA
Vigna angularis (adzuki bean) is the source of this 1285-nucleotide messenger RNA. RefSeq names its product transcription factor FER-LIKE IRON DEFICIENCY-INDUCED TRANSCRIPTION FACTOR. Gene Ontology annotation, cellular component: nucleus. The record is from RefSeq and is a predicted model, not a curated record. Gene Ontology annotation, biological process: regulation of DNA-templated transcription. NCBI's taxonomy places the organism in Eukaryota, Viridiplantae, Streptophyta, Magnoliopsida, Fabales, Fabaceae. Bases 1 to 963 code for a protein of 320 amino acids. The transcript has 4 exons. Gene Ontology annotation, molecular function: DNA-binding transcription factor activity; sequence-specific DNA binding; protein dimerization activity.